Molecule: messenger RNA, 282 nt
Organism: Torulaspora delbrueckii
Lineage: Eukaryota; Fungi; Ascomycota; Saccharomycetes; Saccharomycetales; Saccharomycetaceae
Gene: SME1
Product: mRNA splicing protein SME1
Exons: 1
Coding region: 1-282 (93 amino acids)
Biological process (GO): mRNA splicing, via spliceosome; spliceosomal snRNP assembly
Cellular component (GO): U4 snRNP; U1 snRNP; precatalytic spliceosome
Molecular function (GO): RNA binding
Source: RefSeq, a predicted model, not a curated record
AUGUCCUCUAAAUCUAAAGCUAUGGUUCCACCAAUAAAUUGCAUAUUUGAUUACCUCCAACAGCAGACAUUAGUGACGUUUUGGCUAUUUGAACAAGUUGGGAUAAGGAUAAGAGGCAAGAUAAGCGGCUUCGAUGAAUUCAUGAACGUGGUUAUCGAUGAUGCUUUGGAGAUACCAGUGGAUCCCAAGACCGGUGUCGAAGAUAUCGAAAAGGGCAGGAAACUAGGAAAGAUACUCUUGAAAGGCGAUAAUAUUACUUUGAUUACUUCCGUAGACGAUUGA